Messenger RNA from Megalops cyprinoides (Indo-Pacific tarpon), 3573 nucleotides. RefSeq lists its product as uncharacterized. The transcript has 9 exons. Bases 406 to 2406 code for a protein of 666 amino acids. The record is from RefSeq and is a predicted model, not a curated record. Lineage: Eukaryota; Metazoa; Chordata; Actinopteri; Elopiformes; Megalopidae.
AUAACUAAACAGGCCUUUGUGCUAUUUAGAGUGAGCUUACUAUAAGAAGCGGACGGUACUGCAAUACAAAACAACUUUUACAUUUAAGCAUUAAAACUGGACAUGGUGUGAUAUUAAGAUUUUUGUCUUCAGACCGAAAAAAUAUGGUUUGAGGGAAAAUAGAAAAUUCCGAACAUGGGCGAUUCCGCACGGGCCCCUCCGAUGUUUGCUACACGCCGAUAGAUUCCGAACGUUUCCAGAUCUUCCCGAUUUCUCACCACAGUCUUUCGGCGCAUUUCUUGGGGGAUGAGGGGACGAGAGAGGUUGAAAGGAACAUUAAAAUAAAGUACAUUUCCUUAUCUUCAUUCUGCCCGUUCAUUCUAUCGUUUCGGAUAAGAUUGCAAGUAUUUAAGAGACCCAGACAAAAUGGAGACCGUCAGGAUGGUUGUGUUCAGUGCUCUGCUCUGUUCAGCUUUUGCUGAAGCUUUGAAAGUGAUAAACGAGUCACGGACAGCGUUUCUGUCAGAGGACUUCCAGAUCUACAUCCCGUCUCUUAAAACCGCAGAGGUUUUGUUCCGGCCCAGCCAGGCCCCGGAGGGUCCUGAGGAAGCCAUCUUGAGAGACGGCCAGGUGCUGAACAACAGGACCAAGUGGAACGUCCACGCCACCCACCUCAUCUUGCAGAACGUGGGAACCGGCGAUAAUGGCGUGUACGUGAUCAAAAUCAGUGACGCCCCGGACGACGUCAAGCACAUCACCCUCACUGUGAAAGAUUGCUUCACUGAGCAGAAUGUCAAAUAUGGUGAAAGUUUCAACAUCAUCCUGAAGGGGGUGUCUGGCCCGAUCACUCUGGAGUUCAGGCCCAGCCCUGCGGGGGCCAAUAAAACCGCCGGCCCCAUGGUGCCGUUACUGGACGAGACUGAGUCCCCCAGGGGCGAGUACUUGGGUCGUCUGAGCACGUUGGAGCAAAAAGUGAGCCUGCAUGGUGUGACCGGGUCAGACGAGGGAAGUUAUACCAUACUGGACUCUGAGGGUAAAGUGAAGAGGAGAGUGUGCCUCAAUGUGAAAGAACACCAGAACUUUGUCCACUUGAGUUAUGGCAGCACUUUGAAAAUCAACCUGAUUCUGGACAGCUCCAAGGUCAAAGUGCAGUACACUCCGGAGUAUGACUUCAAAACCCGGGUCAUUCUGGAUCAGGGGGAGUUGAUGGCGGCGGCCGUCCCGACCCUGGAGGGCAGGCUUUCAGUAGAGGGCUCUCUGUUGAUUUUGGAGCAGGUUCGAGUUAGUGACUCAGGGGUGUUUAGCGUGACGGACCUGCAGGGCGUUCCUGUGUCCAACGUGUACCUGGAGGUGGAGGGGUAUAAGUUGCCUCCUGUCAUUGUGGCGGUUAUCGCCCUUCUCUCCCUGCUGGUCUUCCUGCUGCUCGUGUGUCUGAUCUCCUGCCUGGUGAAGGUGCGUCGGCGUGCUCAGAAGGCCAGGGCCAUCGAAAAGAUCGCCAAGCAUGCCGGCAAGGAGGACGGCGACGAUUUCAGACAGGUGGUUCAGGAGGCAUAUACGCGCUUCGCUGAGGAAUCCACUACGCAGUCUCAGUGUGACACCAGCACUAUGAAGACUGAGGUGGACAUCAAGGGCCUCGAGGUGUCUAAGAACCUUCUGGAAAUGAGUGACUCGGGGGUGGAAUUUAAUGCUCCAGGUUUAGCAGUGGACAGUGAUACAGAUGUGACCUUCACCUCCCCAAAGAACCUUGUGGAGUCUGACCACCUGAACAGCACUGCGCCUCCUGAGGUCAAACUGAGUGACACCCAAAUCCUCAACUCCAAGCCGAGCAUUAACCAAACCCUCGACUCCAAGCCAAGCACUAACCAAACCCCCAAUUCUAAGCCCAGCAUUAUCCAAAGCCCUGAUUCAAAACCAAGCAUUACCCAAACCCCAGAUUCUACUCCAAGCACCAACGUAACUCCCGUCUCAAAGCCAGGCACUAACCAAACCCAUGAUCCCAAGCCAAGCACUGAUCAAGCUCCUGAUUCCAGUCUGGGUGACAACCAAGUCCUUGAUUCCAAGCCGAGUACUGGAGACGUCCCAGAAUCCAAGCCGAGCAGUGACCAAAGCCCGCCUUCCAAGCCAGGCGCUGACCAAACCAGCAUGGAUGCUAAACAAACCUCUGAUUCCAAGCCAAGCAGCAGUCCAGCUCCGGAGCCCACAAUUAGUGCCCCUCCAGAAGCAGCCCAGUCUAGCGCUGUCCCCGACACUGCCUUGAAAAGCACUGAACCUGUCCUAAGCGAAACUCCUGCACCUGAAACUAACGCAACACCUGCCACUGAAGAUCACGUCAGCAGUGGGCCUGCGUCUGAUGCAAACCUAGAUGUUACUCAGCCCACCUCUGUCGCACCUGACCAGGAUACCAGCAAGGAGAGCAGCACCACAUGAAAAGACUUCCAGAGCCCCCAUAACCCCUGAGGGAUAUCACUGGUAACCUAACACCUUAUUAAUCUGUCAUCCACUCCUCAUAGUCAUAACCUGAACACUGCUAAUGAUACUCACCUGUCACUAACUCCAUAUCACUUUGGGUUACUGUGAUAAUGAAAAAAAUGACUGUGAUAUCUGAACAUUUAUAUCCGAUUGAUGCUUGAAAUAGAUUAGAAGCAAUCCUGUCUGCGAGAAAUCAAUACACAAUUUAAAACUGAAGCCCAGGAUUAAUCUUUGGAUGGCCAAGCACCAAUCUGCCCUUUUAUAGAAUAAGGCUGCCUUGUACUUGCUUGGUGCAUGGCCAAACAAAUACAAUUUCUGAGUUAAAUUCCAAAUUUAUUUGUGCAUGCAUACGUUACAGCUGUGAAUUCCCACCUGAUUUGUUUUGUUCUUUAAGCACAGAGAUUGGGAAAUAAUGAAGUGUUUAGCUUUCAUUUCAGGGGGCAGCCCAUUAUAGGUAUGGGGCAGGAUUACACAGACAAUGUACCUACCAUAGACACCUUACUCCUACUGCAGUUACAACAUGAUUGCCAACAAUGUGAGUGGUCCAGUAUUGCAGAGACAUCUGAGCACUUGAGACACUGGAGAUGCCAGUGCCUGUAUCAAACAUAGGGCCAUAUUCCUUAACAUUUUAAGUAUUAGUAGAAGUACCUCAAAUGCAGAAAAUUCCAAGAGCUAUGCAUAUUAUUUUCACAUAAAAUAAUUAUCAGAAAGUCAUUUGUAAUGCUUUUGGAGGCUCAGGUGCACUCUUGAAAGAGUGGGGACUUUAGAAUUUUGUUAAGGUAUUCAGACAAAAUGGUAACCACUUUCAAGGUGGAUAAUUAUCAUGGUCAUAAUAUGGUUAAUAACUCUGAAUGCAGUGUAGAAUUGGUAGAGCACUUCUUAAACAUUUGUCUUCAAAACCUGCAGGUACGGUUUUAAAAAAGAAUGACUCACACCAGAAAAACUCAAAGAAAUGACCUUGAAGUAUACAAUUGUUCAACAAAUCUGAAAGUUUGCAAAAAUGGAGAAUUGCUCCUGACUGGAUGUGCAAUUUUGACUUUUUAGACUUUGAGUCUGUUUUCACUAUUUCUUCAUUUAGUUAGUCAGCACAAUUUAAAAAGCCAUUUAUGUCAGAGCCCUGUUAUU